UUCGUAAACAGUAACAACUAACAAUUAAAAAAAAGCAGAAAAAAGUGGCCACGGAUCUCUAUGAGUCACCAAUCAAUGACCUCAAAUCUUUCAUUUUACAUUUCCUCUGUUUCUCCUCUUUCCUCUCCUCUUCCAUCGAUUCGUCGCCUCUCUCUUCGUUGUUGCAGCUCUCUUUCUUCUCACGAUAUGGAGGCUAAACCAAGUCAAGGUCUUUACCCACUUCACCGUUGCAAAACCAUACAUCUGGUGAGACAUGCUCAAGGAGUUCACAAUGUUGAAGGAGAGAAGAACCAUGAGGCUUACUUAUCUGAGGAUCUCUUUGACGCACAUCUUACCCCUCUUGGAUGGCAACAAGUUGAUAAUUUACUCAAGCAUGUUAAGGCAAGUGGGAUUUCCAAUAGCAUUGAGUUAGUCGUUGUGUCGCCUCUGCUCAGGACUUUACAAACUGCGGUCGGAACUUUUGGCGGGGAAGGUUACAAAGAUGGCCUUAAUGCACCUCUGCUUAUGACCGCAGGUGCUGGAAACAGCGAUCGUCCUGCUAUAUCAAGCUUAAAUUGUCCACCGUUCAUUGCGGUUGAAUCCUGUCGAGAACAUUUGGUAUGUUUACUUAUCCACCUUUUGCAUAAUUGGCAUUUGCUUAAGAGUAACUUUUUUGAAAUGUUCUUGUUUUUGGUUCAGGGUGUUCAUCCUUGUGACCGAAGACGUAAUAUCACCAAGUACCGCGAAAUGUUCCCUGCAAUUGAUUUUUCAUUGAUAGAAAGUGACGAAGAUGUCUUGUGGAAGCCUAACGUCCGAGAGGAGGACCAAGAUAUUGCGGCCAGAGGCGUGAAGUUCUUUAAUUGGUUGAGUACAAGGAAAGAAAAGGAGAUUGCGGUUGUUACUCAUAGUGGGUUCUUGUAUCAUACAUUAAAAUCAUUUGGAAACGAUUGUGAUCCAUCUGUGAAAAACGAGAUUUCUUCAAAAUUUGCCAACUGUGAACUCCGUUCGGUUGUUCUUGUAGAUAAAUGCAUGAACGGUUCGGAUCCUCCAGUGGCCAACUAUCCCGGAAAAAUACCUGCCGGAGAAGAUCUUCCUAGUGAUAAUCAGAAGUAGUUAUAAAGACAAAAGUGAUGAGAAUUAUGAAAAUCUUUUAUGAAGUCUCAAAGUUUUUUAUUAGUCUUACAAUAAAAACUAACAAAUUUGAUUGCUUUUGAUACUGAGAGGAGAUUUAAGAUGGUUUUUAUUCAGUA
Messenger RNA from Arabidopsis lyrata subsp. lyrata, 1229 nucleotides. Its product is annotated as phosphoglycerate mutase-like protein 2. The transcript is spliced from 9 exons. NCBI's taxonomy places the organism in Eukaryota, Viridiplantae, Streptophyta, Magnoliopsida, Brassicales, Brassicaceae. Gene Ontology annotation, molecular function: phosphatase activity. The record is from RefSeq and is a predicted model, not a curated record. The coding region runs from base 61 to 1092 and encodes 343 amino acids. Gene Ontology annotation, cellular component: cytoplasm.